UCAUUCUUCUUUAAUACCUUCAUCCGUCACUUGAAGAUGAUUUUCUAUUUUCUGUUUUCUAUUUCAUCGUCAGUAUGAACGAAGCACUUCGCUCCAUCCUUUCCGGGGGGGAUGAAUGGUACCAUAAUUCAGAUGGUAGGCAUAUUAAAUUCAACAAGGACGGUACUGGCGAGCUAUGGUGCCGCUCCAACUUCAACUAUUGGAUCCUAGCAGUUAUCGAGUGGAAGGCCAUCAAGCCACCGCAUGGUCCAAGCCAAAUUGUUGAGUUUCCAAAUCAAGUUCCGAACACCGUCUGGAAUAAAGCCCCUCAACUUCUCGGUCAUCUUGAUAUUGAGAUAACCCUCACCAAGCGACUACCAAAGGUAGCAGAAACAUCUGUCUUGGCACAAGGCAAUGGUAUCAAUGAGAGGAAUCUUACAGAUGACGCCUUUCAAACCAGGUUGUUUACCGUCAGAAUUGAGAAAGGCAACUUCGUUGAACCUGCUUGCAUUGGCCAUUCUAACUGGAGAUACGAGCUUCGCCUGACCUUCGACAAAUCGCCGUAUCCCCCGCGAGAGCAAUGGAAGGAUACCGAGUACGGCCCUGAUCAGGGUCAGUAUUGGAACAUCGUAGAGUUUGUCAGCCGACAUGUGCCGGGCCUGGAAAAGCAAGGAAAACCUAUGAACGUAGCACCUACAGGAUUGAGCGCAUGUGCUGUUUCUUAACUACCUGG
Messenger RNA from Annulohypoxylon maeteangense, 712 nucleotides. RefSeq lists its product as uncharacterized. The transcript has 2 exons. The coding region runs from base 75 to 704 and encodes 209 amino acids. Lineage: Eukaryota; Fungi; Ascomycota; Sordariomycetes; Xylariales; Hypoxylaceae. The record is from RefSeq and is a predicted model, not a curated record.